AUCAACUCGCCUUUUCAUUUCCCAAAAAUAAAAAAAAUUAAAGCGAAAAAAAAGAAAGAAAUUCCCCCAGAAAAUUCAGCCGCGAGCCGCAGCCGUCGCCUCCGCCUCCGCCUCCGGUCUCCAUCUACUCGGAGCUCCCGGAUCGGGGGAGCGCUCGCCGCCGCAGCCGCCGAGGACGACUCGGCCCGGCCCCAGCGUCGUUUGCCGGAUCAGCGCGCCGCCGUCAGGGCCGAUCGGAGGAGGCCGGUCGGCGGGUGGAGAUGGACGGCGGCGUGGGUGUGCCGCACAGCUCGCGGAGGAGCUUAUCCUCGUCGUCCGGAUCCAGGAGGAGGGUCGGCGGCCCGGCGGAGAACGGGCACGACGGCGCCUCCGCCGGCAGGAGGUCCUCCGCCUCCAUCUCCCGCGCAUCGCCGUCAAUGACUGGGGAGAGAACCGUGAAGAGGUUGAGAUUGUCCAAGGCGCUGACGAUUCCGGAUCACACAACCGUCUAUGAGGCUUGUCGGAGGAUGGCCGCACGCAGAGUGGACGCUGUGUUGCUGACAGACUCCAAUGCUUUGCUUUGUGGGAUCCUUACUGACAAGGACAUAACCACAAGGGUAAUUGCUCGCGAAUUGAAGCUAGAGGAGACACCUGUUUCAAAGGUCAUGACUAGAAAUCCUCUCUUUGUCUUAUCUGACACACUCGCAGUUGAGGCAUUGCAGAAGAUGGUGCAAGGAAAGUUCAGACAUUUACCUGUUGUGGAGAACGGUGAAGUUAUUGCACUGCUCGACAUAGCCAAGUGCCUGUAUGAUGCUAUUGCGCGAAUGGAAAGGGCAGCUGAGAAAGGAAAUGCAAUUGCUGCUGCUGUUGAGGGUGUAGAGAAGCACUGGAGAGCUCCUGUACCUGGUCCUAAUAAUUUUAUUGAGACUCUUCGAGAACGGAUGUUUAGGCCUUCACUGUCUACCAUUAUCUCUGAGAAUUCAAAAGUGGUGACUGUUGCACCAACUGACACAGUGUUGACAGCAUCAAAAAAGAUGCUGGAACUGAAAGUAAGUUCAGCAGUUGUAGCAAUUGAAAACAAGCCUGGGGGGAUUCUGACCUCUAGAGAUAUUUUGAUGCGUGUUAUAGCCCAGAACCUCCCUCCUGAAUCUACUACUGUUGAGAAGGUCAUGACCCAGAGUCCUGAAUGUGCCACAGUUGACACUCCAAUCCUUGAUGCCCUCCAUACAAUGCACGACGGGAAGUUUUUACAUUUGCCUGUUUUAGACAAGGAUGGAAAUGUUGUAACUGUAGUUGAUGUCCUUCACAUAACCCAUGCUGCAAUUGCAACUGUUGGGAACAGUACAGGAACUGGAUCUGAGGCAACAUCUGCUAUGAUGCAGAGGUUUUGGGAUUCAGCAAUGUCCAUUGGACCUCUUGAUGAUGAUGAUGACUCCAGAAGUGAAGGAUCAACAAAAGUGGCAUCUGAGGCAACAGAUAUAGGAAGAUCAGCUUUUUAUCCGGCUUCUGGUUUGUCAAACACAUUUGGGUUCAAGAUUCAAGACAAACAAGGCAGGAUGCACAGAUUUAACUGUGAAACGAGCAGCCUGACGGAGUUGAUAACCAGCAUUCUGCAGAGGCUUGGCGAUGACAUCGAUAGGAAAAAUCUACCACAAAUCCUGUAUGAAGAUGAGGAUCAUGAUAAGGUCAUACUUUCAUCGGACAGUGACCUUGUAGCUGCUGUGGACCAUGCAAGGCAAAUUGGUUGGAAGAGCCUUAGAUUGCACUUGGAUUAUGCCGGUGUUGGUCGCCGGAAAAGAGGCGGUGGUGGUUCUUCAGAUUUCGAUUAUACUGGAAAGGAUGCAUGGGCUUCAGCCUACAGCGCUGUGGCUGCAGGGGCAGCUCUCGUUGCAGGCCUCGGCGUGAUGGCUUACCUGAAGAGAGCAGGCGCCUAACUUGAAGUUCCAAAGGUGUCUUUCAUAUGUAGUGAUGAUGAUACGAAAUGUGACAGCAUCAAAUUUGAGCAGAUUGGUGUGUAAUUAAUUCUUGUGGGAAAAAAUCUGUAAUAAUUUCACGGCAGCGGAUGGCCGCCUACAUAUAAUGAUGAAAUUUUGGUGGCUACAGAAAAAAGAAAAUCUGGUAUCUCCACGAUUACCAACAUUAUUCAGCUUGUAUCACCACUGUACAACGAAGCGUGCAUGCUCCUGUAUUGUUUGAUUGCCCAAUACAAAUCUUGCUGUUUGUUCGU
This is a messenger RNA of Oryza brachyantha (malo sina), 2206 nucleotides long. RefSeq names its product CBS domain-containing protein CBSCBSPB1-like. Gene Ontology annotation, molecular function: protein binding. The record is from RefSeq and is a predicted model, not a curated record. The transcript is spliced from 14 exons. Bases 261 to 1913 code for a protein of 550 amino acids. Lineage: Eukaryota; Viridiplantae; Streptophyta; Magnoliopsida; Poales; Poaceae.